AUGGAUGUAUCUGCCUUAACAAAUCCUGGAGAUAUGGAAAUAGAGAAUACAAAACAACAAUCCAAAAUGACAGCAGUGGAGAAUAAAUCAGAAAGCCAACCAUUGAAGCGUGCCUCUGGCAACACAGAGAAUUAUGACCUUACAAAUGGGAAAAGCAGUCGUUCUACCGAUUCUACUUCUUUGAAUGGAGCUGAGACUGAAAUCUGUUCUGAAAAAGAUGUAUCUAAAACCUCUAAAUGUCCGUCCCGAUCAACUAGUGAAUAUCGCACACUUUACAACCAUUUACUUGAAAAGUACAAGAAUGCAAAUGAAGUUGCUAAGUUUCUAGAGGAUUUUGCACUUUAUUUGAAAAGUCUUGCAAAAUACCAACAACUACGAAAUAACAUGCUUGUUGAUUUGUUGUGUUACCUUAACAAGCAUGAGAGUAUAGAUCGUUUGGAACCAUCUAGUCACAUCGAGAUCAUUCGCAGGUUAGAACGUUUGCAAAAGUAUAAUUCAGACAAUAAACUGUACUCUACUUUAUUGAAACUAGAAAAAAACGAAACCGAUGAAGAUGGAAAAAAAAAUUUGCUAUCAUUUGAAGAAGUAGUCGGCAUGAAUGAUUCUUUGUCUAGUGACCUGGCCAUAGCAGAAACCAACCGAUACCCUGACCUUUAUUUAGGCAUAUUUGAUAGGUACGAUUUAGUGAAAAAAAAUCUGUGCUAUAAAAAUAAUAUAAGUAGCUUCAAAGAUUUGAAAGCCCACGUUAAAGCCGAUUUAAAGCAUAGUCUACCCAUCAAUUAUGAAGGGUCUGGAAAGAGAAGAAGAGUGGCUACGGGCACUACACAUCCAAGCACAACAAAGUCACAAAACGGUGUGCAUAAUGUUGAACCUAUAGUGGAGAAAAAUGAUUCCAAAUAA
This is a messenger RNA of Pichia kudriavzevii, 900 nucleotides long. RefSeq lists its product as uncharacterized. NCBI's taxonomy places the organism in Eukaryota, Fungi, Ascomycota, Pichiomycetes, Pichiales, Pichiaceae. The transcript has a single exon. The record is from RefSeq and is a predicted model, not a curated record. Bases 1 to 900 code for a protein of 299 amino acids.